GGUUUUGAACAUUGUAUUUUCUCUAACCUUAUCAGCUACUACUGAUGAUGAGCGCUUGAGAGAACAGUUACUGGUCAUAUUUGAUGAUGGAGCUGACGAGUUUCAAAAAGCGAACUGUGCGUUAACGUUGAUGGUAGAUCAGAUGGUAGAGCUGCGUUCGAUGUAUAUGUUUGAAGCAGGAGCGAUGGAUCUGAGACUGAGAUCACAACUUUAACAGUUUUAUAGUGGCGAAAAAAUUAGGUUUACGACAGUCGUAAUGCUACGAUCUCUUUGUGAAACGGACAGAGGUCCGUUGCAAAGAGCGAUCUUAGCGCAAAGUUGAUCAUAACUCAUAUACUUUAACACACUUGCACUUGCUCCUUGGACCCACUUGCACAAAGAUCUUAGCGCUAAGGUGAUGGUAACUUCAACACCUUAACAAAGACAUACGACAGUUGAGCUCCAAGGUUGUUUUGUACAACGGCACCCUGCGCUGUACAACGGCACAAAACGAUCUUAGCGUUAUGACUAUUACAACUAUGUGUUAGAGUCUAGGAGUUAGGGUCAUCAUAUCACUAAGAUCGUUUUGUGGAAGUUGGCCCUGGGUACCGUUCUACAGAGCAACCUUAGCGCUACGCCUGUCGUAAGUCUAUGUUAAGGUAUGGGGAUUACGAUCACUUUAACGUUAAGAUCUCUUUGUACAACGACAACCUGGUCAAUAGUAAUGACUACAUAAUUAUACGUAAUACCCGCUCUGAUAUGACACACAAUCACCCAUCUCCAUGGAGAGGAAAGUGGUACACAAGUAUGCAGACAUACACUAUAUCUGUCACUAUCUUCAAUGAGUCGUCAGCACUUGACACCACAUGGUGGGUGCAUAAAUCACACAACAGCCACAGGUCUAUUUGUAUGCACUAUAGCUGCAAUUGUGACGACUAAGCAAUAAAAAGGGCCUCGCAUUCAAACACUCCGUGUGUCUGAAUGAAGUAACGUAAUUAUUUAAACAAAAUGUAUAAGCAGUACUGUAGCUAGUCAUAUUGAACAGAUUCAAUCUGACACAAGGAGCUGACAAAAUAACACACCUGUUAAGAAUGCAAACAUGAAAUUGUAUAUAGUGUCUAUAGGCGUGCAUGUUCGGGCAUUGAUACAUGCACAUUGGUACAUUAAGCUUAUGUCCAUCUGUAAGUCUGGAGACAUGUUAAUUUCAGGAGUACUUUGCGCCGGUCAUUUUCUCACCUCAAUAUUCUAGCCACGUCAAAGGGGAGACAAAGACAGUGUGAUGCCCAUGUGGAGAGCAUUUUGGUCACCCAUGAUUAGACUGUCCUAAAUGUUCUACAUGAGCCUUCGGUCACUCAAGUCCUAAAUGUUCUACGUGAGUCUGUGGUCUGUCAAUACAUCCUUUAGGACACCAAUGUCCUAUCUCCUCAAGAUUCGUGCUCUUGUUCUGUCGGAAUGAAACUUGUUGUAUAUAUCGUUCUGGAGUUUAUGUUUGAAAACAGUUUGGCUGCCCCAACAGACACAUUUGGUUGCUAUGGAGACCUAUGUGAAGUCGGAGUGGAGUACUGCGCCGAGGAUUCACGUCACUGCGUGCCAUGUAGCCAGACGCAGGAUGCCUGUGGUACGGUCAGCAUCCUCAGUGACUGCCAUCUCUACUGUUUGAAUUUGACGGAGCAAGAGCCAAGUACAGUUCACACCACCAUUAGCGUAACGGGAGUUCCUACUCGGCCUCAUGCCGCUACAUGUCAGAGGCUGACUCAACAUGCUGUAGAGGAACAGAGCCAGGAACCGACACUGCUCGUCCUAGCGGCAGUGUUUGGUGUGAUGCUGGUUAUAAAUCUGAGUCUUUUCUUUGGCGGCCUCGUCAUCCAUUACCUGAAGAAUGGUCCCUGCAAACAAGCAAUGAUUUAUCACCUGUAAAAAAAUGUAGGAGCUCUGCAAGAGGAGAAGUCGUCCAUUGGACAAUGAAAAGCACGAAAAUGUCCGUAGUACCAGGCUGGAUAACAGCGAAUAACAUUGAGAUAAAUAUGCUUUAUGCGUUUUGAACAUAUUUCAUCUACAGUUUCUGGCUUUUAUAGAAGUGACUGAAUGGGAUGUGUUUUACGUCUUGAAAGUAUUUCAUCUACAGUUUCUCGCUUAUAUAGGAGUGACUGAAUGGGAUGUGUUUUACGCCGUGAACUUAUUUCAUCUACAGUUUCUGGCUUUUAUAUGAGUGACUGAAUGGGAUGUGUUUUACACCUUGAACGUAUUUCAUCUACAGUUUCUGCUUUUAUAGAAGUGACUGAAUGGGAUGUGUUUUACACCUUGAACGUAUUUCAUCUACAGUUUCUGCUUUUAUAGAAGUGACUGAAUGGGAUGUGUUUUACACCUUGAACGUAUUUCAUCUACAGUUUCUGGCUUUUAUAGGAGUGACUGAAUGGGAUGUGUUUUACACCUUGGAUGUAUUUCAUCUACAGUUUCUGGCUUUUAUAGAAGUGACUGAAUGGGAUGUGUUUUACACCUUGAACGUAUUUCAUCUACAGUUUCUGGCUUUUAUAGAAGUGACUGAAUGGGAUGUGUUUUACACCGUGAACGUAUUUCAUCUACAGUUUCUGGCUUUUAUAGAAGUGACUGAAUGGGAUGUGUUUUACACCUUGAAAGUAUUUCAUAUACAGUUUCUGGCAUAUAUAGGAGUGACUGAAUGGGAUGUGUUUUACACCUUGAACGUAUUUCAUCUACAGUUUCUGGCAUUUAUACGAGUGACUGAAUGGGAUGUGUUUCGCGUCUUGAAGGUAUUUCAUCUACAGUUUCUGGCUUUUAUAGGAGUGACUGAAUGGGAUGUGUUUCGCGUCUUGAAGGUAUUUCAUCUACAGUUUCUGGCUUUUAUAGGAGUGACUGAAUGGGAUGUGUUUUAUACCUUGAACGUAUUUCAUCUACAGUUUCUGGCUUUUAUAGGAGUGACUGAAUGGGAUGUGUUUUAUACCUUGAACGUAUUUCAUCUACAGUUUCUGGCUUUUAUAGAAGUGACUGAAUGGGAUGUGUUUUACACCGUGAACGUAUUUCAUCUACAGUUUCUGGCUUUUAUAGAAGUGACUGAAUGGGAUGUGUUUUACACCGUGAACGUAUUUCAUUUACAGUUUCUGGCUUUUAUAGGAGUGACUGAAUGGGAUGUGUUUCGCGUCUUGAAGGUAUUUCAUCUACAGUUUCUGGCUUUUAUAGGAGUGACUGAAUGGGAUGUGUUUUGCGUCUUGAACGUAUUUCAUCUACAGUUUCUGGCUUUUAUAGGAGUGACUGAAUGGGAUGUGUUUUAUACCUUGAACGUAUUUCAUCUACAGUUUCUGGCUUUUAUAGGAGUGACUGAAUGGGAUAGCAGACGUCACAGGAAGGCCUGAGGUGAAUUGGUCAGCACAUUAACCUCACUUCCUGAUCACUGGACCGUAUCAUGUUUUAACUUGUAGGCAGAAUGGGACUAUAGGCAGAAUGGGAAGACACCAUUACACAGGGUCCCAAACCACAAAAGUCAUCCCUAUCUUCACGAGUUUUGAACGCCUUAUGAGCUUGGUGCUCUCAGCAAUGUACAGAUGUCACUUAUACGAUGCAGUACUUGGAUCCUAGGCCGCAAGAUCGCACGACAGACUUGAGGACAGAUUUACCUCUCUCCAAAAGACCAAUGUCACUGUCAAUCUGUUAAUUCGAAUAGGCUCAAGUCACCCUCCCAGGCCUGUUGGCCUGUGAACCGAGGCUCCGGUUACAGUCAAGGUCUACGGAAUCGAUGUCAAUAAGCCUACUACAAGGAAGUUGGUACGUUGAUUCCAUUGGCGGGCCAUGUCGGCAACCGUUUGAACACCAUGUUGAAGAGGGACUUUAAGUUCGUGGUUAAAGGUCAUUGUCCGUUACGGAUUUCCUGUCUGUUUAUACCAGCUACUCGAUCACUUCAAAGCUCGACUGUUGUACUUCGUCCUAAUUAUUACAGGUCAAUAAAGCUUUACGAGUUUGUCGUUCCCUGAUCUUUGCACCCAGUGUGGGCGAUAUUAAAAACCCCAAGGUCAGAACGAUAAUGUGAAAUGUGUCACUAUCGAGCUAACGAGGAUGAAUAUAACGUUUCACUUUUAUGUGUAUCUGACUCAACUCCAAUUGAAAAAAUCUGAUAUAUUCCUGUGCACUGUUGUAAUGAUACAGAUACUGUGGAAAUACGAUAUCUUUAAAACAGUCCAUAAAAAUAAACACAUAAAACCAUG
Molecule: messenger RNA, 4193 nt
Organism: Haliotis rubra (blacklip abalone)
Lineage: Eukaryota; Metazoa; Mollusca; Gastropoda; Lepetellida; Haliotidae
Exons: 4
Coding region: 2262-3347 (361 amino acids)
Source: RefSeq, a predicted model, not a curated record